CUACAAUUCAAGGAAAUCUUUAAUCUACAGCAUGUGCGUUGCGUUACGUUGGGAGAAUAGUGAAUUGUGAAUGGUAUAUAUAUUAUAUAUAUAUAUAUAUAUUAUUACAUGGUCAAAAUUCUUCAAGCACUUGGUAUGUAUAAAUAAAGACCACACCGAGGAAGGCUUAACCAGGCAAAAGGAUCCAAAUUCUUCAUCUUCUCCACUCUCUCUUUUAUGGCUCCAAACAAGCUCAAUUCCCCGGGAAAUACAAGUACGUCAUGUUCGCAGGCUGAGAAUGGUUUUGUCAAUUCCUUUUCUCUCUUCCCUGAGAAAGCAGUGCAAGAGCUUCUUCAAUCUCCAGUCCAGGGGUCGGAUGACCAUCUUAUAGAGUUCUCUGAAGCUUUAAGAACUGUUGCGAAGGCUCUCAGGCAGGUUGCCGAAGGGAAAGCUUCUGCUCAAGCUGAGGCUGCUGAAUGGAAACGUAAAUUUGAAUUGGAGAGGGCACGGAAUCUGAAGUUUGAACAUGCAGAGAAAUCAUGUCUUGACCAUCAGGCUGAUCUUGAUGACACGAGGACAGAUAACCCAGCCAAACAACCUACAUCAUGCAAUGAGGCUAAUGGGCAAUCUGAAAAAUGUUGUUCGAGGAAUGGUAUUUGCUCCCAUGAGGUUCUUAGGGAUGGAGCACCUGAUUCCGAUUCCAAGAUGAUCAAAAAGGCUUCAUUUAAACUUUCAUGGUUCUGCAAAGGUGAGCAAAGUGAUCAGUACAAACAUGACAUUGUCUCUUUUGAAAGAGGAAAUAUAACCACUGCAGAGCGCAGUAGUAAGCAGAUCUCUUUGAAGUGGGAGUCAUGCCCACAGACAGUGCUCAUAUUGACCAAACCAAAUUCAGUUUCAGUUCAAAUUUUGUGUGCUGAAAUGAUUAGAUGGUUGAGGCAGCGAAAGAAACUACACAUCUAUGUGGAACCACGUGUCAGGGUGGAGCUUUUGACAGAAUCAUCAUACUUUAAUUUUGUAGAAACUUGGAAUAAUGAUAAGGAAGUUUUGAUGCUGCACGAUAAAGUUGACCUCGUGGUAACUCUUGGUGGAGAUGGCACUGUCCUAUGGGCAGCAUCUAUGUUCAAAGGGCCAGUCCCUCCUAUUGUCCCCUUUUCUUUAGGGUCUCUGGGCUUUAUGACCCCUUUCUAUAGUGAACAUUACAAAGAAUGCCUUGAAUCAAUUUUAAAGGGUCCCAUUAGUAUCACAUUACGGCACCGUCUGCUAUGUCAUGUUAUACGAGAUGCAGCUAAAAAUGAAUAUGAAACUGAAGAACCAAUGCUUGUGCUAAAUGAGGUUACAAUUGAUCGUGGAAUAUCUUCUUUCCUCACAAAUUUGGAAUGCUACUGUGACAACUCCUUUGUCACAUGUGUGCAAGGGGAUGGAUUAAUCUUAUCUACAACAUCGGGCAGUACAGCAUAUUCUUUAGCAGCUGGAGGAUCAAUGGUCCAUCCGCAGGUUCCAGGUAUUUUAUUCACACCAAUUUGCCCACAUUCUCUAUCAUUUAGGCCAUUGAUAUUUCCGGAACAUGUGACAUUGCGGGUGCAAGUACCAUUCAACAGCAGAAGCCCUGCAUGGGCAUCAUUUGAUGGCAAGGACAGGAAGCAGUUAGCACCUGGAGAUGCACUUGUCUGUAGCAUUGCUCCAUGGCCUGUUCCCACAGCUUGUUUGGUUGAUUCUACCAAUGACUUCUUGCGCAGUAUUCAUGAAGGCCUCCAUUGGAAUUUGAGAAAGACACAAUCAUUUGAUGGCCCCCGGGAUACAUGACAUGCCAUUAUCCUUCAUUCUUAGUAAGCCUGUAGAGCAACUAUAGUUGGAAACUGAUUAGUCCUUUUUCAAGAUAAAAAACAGUGUUACAGAAAAUCUAGAAGCAGCUUAAUAUUUAAUGUAAUUGUAUUCCUUUAUCAGUAGGCACAUGUAGUUAUAAUUUAGAGUAAAUUAUACUUUCUCUGUUGAGAUGCUUAAAUUACACCCUUUUCCUCCCUUAUUUUUAAAUGUACACUCUCCUCGUGGAAGAGAUGAAUAUGCAUUAUACUUUAGUUCAUUUCAAUAAAAUAUUUAAAUAAUUUAUCUA
Molecule: messenger RNA, 2089 nt
Organism: Cajanus cajan (pigeon pea)
Lineage: Eukaryota; Viridiplantae; Streptophyta; Magnoliopsida; Fabales; Fabaceae
Gene: NADK1
Product: NAD kinase 1
Biological process (GO): NADP+ biosynthetic process; NAD+ metabolic process
Molecular function (GO): NAD+ kinase activity
Source: RefSeq, a predicted model, not a curated record